AUGUCCGGACGACCGCCGCCAAACAUCUCUGGGAUGACCUCCCUCAAGAUCGACAACCUUUCCUAUCGAACCGAUAGUGAGAGUCUCCGACGCAAGUUCUCCAAAUAUGGAGAAAUCGGCGAUGUCUACAUUCCAAAGGACAAAUAUGGAGAGUCCCGAGGAUUCGCUUUCGUUCGAUUUCACGACAAGCGCGAUGCCGGAGACGCUAUCGAUCAACUCGAUGGUCGAGAUAUUGACGGAAGGGAGAUCCGCGUAGACUACGCUCGUCACGAACGACCUAGCUUCGACAAAUGGCGCGGGAGCCGACGAGACCGAUCUCGAAGCCGCUCUCGAGGUCGACGACGACGAAGCCGAUCCGACUCGCGUGAUCGCCGACGAAGACGAAGCCCGUCUCGAAGCCGCUCUCGAUCUAAAUCAGGUGGCGCCGACACUGAGCGCUCAAAAAAGCAAACCCGCUCCCGAAGCCGCUCUAACCGAAGGGAUACCCGCAGCCGAUCGCGAUCCGCCUCCCGAGAUCGAGACCGACGAUCCCGAUCGCGAUCCGCCCGAAGAGAUCGAUCUCGUUCUCGAUCCCGCUCUGCCCGACGCUCUCGAUCUCGCUCUGGCUCGCGAUAG
Messenger RNA from Oikopleura dioica, 615 nucleotides. Lineage: Eukaryota; Metazoa; Chordata; Appendicularia; Copelata; Oikopleuridae. The record is from the annotation of a GenBank genome assembly.